AUGUUUGGGGGAGAACUGAACUACCAGACUAAGAGGAUUAUGUUUGAUGUGGUCGAUCUCCCCCUGCCGUACAAUGCGAUUCUUGGAUGCCCGGCCCUGGCUAAGUUCAUGGUAGCAUCCCACUAUGCCUACAACGCCUUGAAGAUGCUUGUGCCACUAGGAGUCAUCACUAUCCCAUCAAAUGAGAAGGAUGCAAUCAUUUGUGUGGACAAGAUGUACCGGGACGCGGUCGCAGCAGAGGCAGCGGCAGCUCCCGCCAAGGGAAGUAAAGGAAACAAGAGAGAUCAUAGAGACUCCGGCAAAGAGUCCAGGAAGCGUGCCCCCACCGAGUGCACGGUACCCAUUGACGACGUGCUGGAGUGUUCUAGCAGCAAGAGAUCCAAGGGUGACUUACCAAAGAUUGCUGAGACCAUCUAA
This is a messenger RNA of Aegilops tauschii subsp. strangulata, 417 nucleotides long. NCBI's taxonomy places the organism in Eukaryota, Viridiplantae, Streptophyta, Magnoliopsida, Poales, Poaceae. The record is from RefSeq and is a predicted model, not a curated record.